Camellia sinensis is the source of this 967-nucleotide messenger RNA. RefSeq lists its product as uncharacterized. The record is from RefSeq and is a predicted model, not a curated record. NCBI's taxonomy places the organism in Eukaryota, Viridiplantae, Streptophyta, Magnoliopsida, Ericales, Theaceae.
AAACAAUAUUAAUAUCAUUCUAACCUUUCUCACUUUGUAAUUUGCCUAAGGCACCAUCUGAGAAACCUGUAAUUUAUCUUUAUUGACCUCUUUUAAUCUCCGUCUUCAUCAGUUCAAGAAAUAUAUAUAUUAUAUUAGCACCAGAGAGAAUUCGAUUAAAAGACUAUGUCGACAAUAAGAUUGAUCGUAGUUCAUAGUUUGACCAAACUACAUAUCAAGCCCCGUUGCGAUUCUCAAACCUGCUUCAUCUUCAAUCCAAGUCAUCGUCUGGCAAUUUCAAAACAUGAGGAUGGUUCUUGUUUUCCGGCUAAUAUAGGCUUUCGAUAUCUCAGUAGUGACAACCGAUCGAAGAGGGAGAGCAAUACAAAGAUAAACUUGGCUGUCAAUAGCAGUACCCAGCCAGGACCUCCACUUCCUUCACAACCCCCUCCAAAUUCCUGGAAAAAUUGGAUUCUGGGCGGGCUAAUAGCCAUCGUCCUACCCUUUUUUAGGAAUAAAUGGGGGCCAUUAUUCAAAUUGACCAAGGAAGUUGAAGACGCAGUGGAGAGAGUGGAACAUGUAACAGAAGUUAUAGAGAAGGUGGCCGAGGAAGUGGAGAAGGUAGCGGAAGAUGUCGGGGAUGAGCUGCCGGAAGGUGGAAAGCUUAGAGGUGCGUUUGAAAGAGUUGAAAAUGUAGCCAAGAAAGCAGCUAAGGAUGCUCAUUUCGCAGAAGAGAUGAUUGACAAGGUUGAAGAAGUAGAGAAAGAAGUGGAGGAGUUCAUGGAACCAACCAAUCUUGAUCAACCCAAUGGGGCAGCCAAAGAAUCAAAUGAGAAAAAAUAGAUAGACAAAGCCAUGUUGCAAUUUGAUUUUUGUUACUCCAUUGAUUAAUUGUUGGUCUCUGUACUAUUCUUCAUUGUCACAAGCUAGUUUUAAUGUAUCUGCACACUUAAAUAAUUACAGAGAGACUUAUAAUUGGAUACUGAAA